Messenger RNA from Prunus armeniaca (apricot), 891 nucleotides. Lineage: Eukaryota; Viridiplantae; Streptophyta; Magnoliopsida; Rosales; Rosaceae. The record is from the annotation of a GenBank genome assembly.
AUGUAUCUUCUGAGAAGACAAGCUCAAAAACCAUCCCCAGAGGAUGAUUCUGCACAAAAAGAUGCAAAGGUCAAAGAACUCAGGGCUGCACUUGGCCCCCUGUCUGGACGUAAUCUGAAGUACUGCACUGAUGCAUGCCUUCGGAGAUAUUUGGAAGCUCGGAGCUGGAAUCUUGAUAAGGCGAAGAAAAUGGUGGAAGAGACACUCAGGUGGAGGGCAACUUAUAAGCCUGAAGAAACUCGUUGGCAUGAAAUAGCACAUGAAGGUGAGACUGGAAAAGUGUCAAGAGCAAAUUUCCAUGAUCGACUUGGGAGGACUGUGCUCAUAAUGAGGCCAGCAAUGCAGAACACAAACUCACCUGAAGGUAAUAUCCGCCAUUUAGUCUAUCUUAUAGAAAAUGGUAUCCUCAACCUUCCCGAAGGUCAAGAACAAAUGUCGUGGUUGGUUGACUUCUCUGGAUUCUCGUUGAACACCAAUGUCUCGGUCAAGACAGCCCGUGAUAUUAUUUACAUUCUACAGAACCAUUACCCCGAGAGGCUUGCGGUUGCAUUUCUUUAUAACCCACCAAGGAUUUUUCAAGCGUUCUGGAAGGCUGUCAAGUACUUCCUGGAUCCCAAGACAUUUCAGAAGGUGAAGUUUGUAUACCCCAAAGGUAAAGAAAGUGUAGAGCUCAUGAAGACAUUCUUUGAUGUUGAAAAUCUUCCAAGCGAGUUCGGGGGUCAAGCCACCCUGAAGUACGACCAUGAGGAGUUUUCACGAAUGAUGGCUGAGGAUGAUGUGAAAACUGCCAAGUUCUGGGGAUUUGAUGAGAAGCCUUGCCACAUAAAAACUGGGCUUUCAGGAGUAGAGGUGAUGCCGGAGCCCCUCCCCAUCGCACCUAUAGCUAGCUGA